AUGUACGCGGGCGAUGGUAGAACACAGAACGCCGGCAUACUGGAUGCUCAAGGAGGCAAUGGUCCGCAGGCUGCACAGACUGGCACAAUCCCCGAGGCUGGGCCUGCCUUGGAAGUCAUCGAGAUGGCGAACGGUGAAACAAUUUGGUCAAUAGUCAAUGGCUUACGGGACGAUGAUGGCGAGUCAUUCUAUGGAGACCGUGCAAGCUUCGUCUCGGAGUACAGUCAGCAUGACAGCUCCGGCGACGGUUUGAAAUUAUUCUUCAAGGGACAUGAGAAGAAAUCGUCGAAGGGAAGUAAUGCUUCUAUUCCCACACGCAACAAGUCUCUCCAUUCAUCCGGGGCUGUGCGUCCAGAGACUAAGGUAGUGUUCUUCAGUUCGCCUGCCCAGAUUGGCAGGCUCAUCGAGAACCUCUCCCGUGGUGCAGACGCCGGCUCAUUCAACAUCGCCCCGGAACAGGCUCGGGCGCAAUUCGGACAUUCAACUUCUUCAUCUUUCGGCAGCGAGACGGACAUGCGAUGGUCAGUCGAAGAAAGACUCGAACAAAUGUUAGGUUCGAUGAAUCCGCUAACUUGA
Molecule: messenger RNA, 576 nt
Organism: Postia placenta MAD-698-R-SB12
Lineage: Eukaryota; Fungi; Basidiomycota; Agaricomycetes; Polyporales; Adustoporiaceae
Exons: 3
Coding region: 1-576 (191 amino acids)
Source: RefSeq, a predicted model, not a curated record